GCACACUUUAUUUUCUUUAUCGCACGUCAACGUCCCGAACAUUUCGUGCUUAGUAAUAACUUUCCGACCUAAGUGGUGGGUUUUGUCAGGUUUUAUCCGCAUCUUCACCCCUAUCUAGUUUGAUUUUCCCAUACCUAACAACAAUAGUAGUACAGUCGGUGUUAUUUUACAUAAAGGUCGCCUCGCCAUGGCUCAGAAUGAUACUGUUACGGUGUUAAAGCUGAAUGACGGGUCUUGCAUGCCAGCGAUUGGACUGGGAACUUUCGCACCGGCUGGAAGCGCCCAAAAAGGUGACUGUGCUAAAGCCAUAAAGUAUGCUAUUGAGGUGGGUUAUCGUCACUUUGAUGGGGCAUUUUCGUAUGAGAAUGAAGAUGAAGUGGGUGAAGCUUUAAGGGAGAAGAUAACAGAUGGAACAGUGAAGAGAGAGGAUAUCUUUUACACUGGAAAGCUUUGGUGUACUUACCUCCGUCCUGAGCUGGUGCGCAAAGGAUUGGAAAAGAGUCUGAAAAGCCUGCAAUUCGACUACAUUGAUCUCUUCAUUAUUCACUGGCCUGUUCCCCUGCAGCCUGGUGAUGAUUUAGCCCCUAAAAAGGAGUCUGGAGAAAUGAUAUAUGACAACGUGAAUCUUUUAGCCACAUGGGAGGCUUUGGAGGCAUGCAAAGAUGCAGGUCUGGUGAAAUCUAUUGGUGUGUCAAACUUCAAUGCCAGACAGUUGGGGGAGAUUUUGAAUAAAACAGGACUCAAGUACAAACCAGUCUGCAAUCAGGUGGAAUGUCAUCCAUAUCUAAAGCAGGAGAAACUUCUGGAGUUCUGUAAAUCCAAGGAUAUCGUUCUUGUUGCCUACAGUCCUAUUGGAUCAUCUCGAGAUCCUAAGUGGUUUCAGGUCUGCAUGUCGUGGUUGUGCUACCCAUGUUACCUGUGA
Messenger RNA from Protopterus annectens (West African lungfish), 922 nucleotides. Its product is annotated as aldo-keto reductase family 1 member C1-like. Gene Ontology annotation, molecular function: steroid dehydrogenase activity; aldose reductase (NADPH) activity; ketosteroid monooxygenase activity. Gene Ontology annotation, cellular component: cytosol. Lineage: Eukaryota; Metazoa; Chordata; Ceratodontiformes; Protopteridae. Bases 188 to 922 code for a protein of 244 amino acids. Gene Ontology annotation, biological process: steroid metabolic process. The record is from RefSeq and is a predicted model, not a curated record. The transcript is spliced from 6 exons.